CUGCUUCUGCGGGUCAUAGUGCUCCUGGACAUGGUGGUCAUGAUGGCGAAACGACUACUUCUUUUAAGGCUGUACCUAAUACAUCUUUGGGCGCAUCCACCUUGAAGAAGUGUAUGGAGGAGUAUCCUAAGGGAAUGCUCCCCCAUACUUUGCAAGGAUGCACUUGAAAGAUGAGUUAAUACGGACAGCUCUAAAAAUUCUUCAUCACAAGGAGGUGGGAAAGUAGGAUCCUCUUCUAGUACAACUAGGAGUAGCAGCGUUCAAGAACAAUCACUGACCCCUAUCGUCAUUUUCUUGGAACAGGUUGAGAACGUGCCUUUUGCAGGCUUUCUUUCGAAUUACAAUGCAGCUGCGGUUCUUGAUCAGUAUCAGAAAUAUGGAGGAUUUGAAGGAGUAGAUUCCGCUGUGGAUCAUGGGAGCAGCAGCUCUCGUUAAGGCUAGAGGUACUAGCUUUGUUUCAUCCACCCUUGGACAGUGUUUGUGUUGCACAUCACAUUCGCAGUGGAAUCAACAAACGGUAAAAACUCUAGUAGGGGGAUGACCAUAAUUCUUCACCCGUGCUUCUCACUAAUACCAACGUCGACCGCCCAAUGCACCGGUACUGUGCAAUUUGUGCACUCCCGAUGGCCGUCGGGAGCAAAUUGGAGGGAGUAUGCCUUCGACUGGCAUGCCUAGAGCCACAAGCUCUGUUGAUUCUUCGACCUCUGUACGUAUGCGUCUGGUCAACAAAGAAACGGGCUCCGCUG
Molecule: messenger RNA, 746 nt
Organism: Amoebophrya sp. A25
Lineage: Eukaryota; Dinophyceae; Syndiniales; Amoebophryaceae
Source: the annotation of a GenBank genome assembly